Marchantia polymorpha subsp. ruderalis is the source of this 2127-nucleotide messenger RNA. The record is from the annotation of a GenBank genome assembly. NCBI's taxonomy places the organism in Eukaryota, Viridiplantae, Streptophyta, Marchantiopsida, Marchantiales, Marchantiaceae.
GGUCAGCUUCCUUGCUCCCGUCCUCGCUUGCUUUGUUUGGGAGGUUGUUGCUACCACUCUUCCAGCCGCAGCUCCUGCUCCUUCGCCAACAACGCUCGCCGCUUUCCACGACUCCUAGUCUUCGGGAAUUUGCUUUUCUGCUGAAGCAACAGGUCCACUUCUUUCGUGCACUCGGCGAAAGCAGGGCCUCCUCACCUCCUGUUCCUCUCCUUGCAAGCCUUGUGUUGGAGUUCUCGUCUCUGAGCCGCUUCUAGACGUCCUGUCUGUGUUGUUUAUUUCAAGCAGUCGGUGGAGGAAUCGGGGAGUGUUGGUCAAUUCGUUCGUCGUUUUCUCGCUGCAAUUGACCGUGAACGGUCAGAGAGACCAUUUCUGCUCUGUUUUCUUUCUUUAUUAAGUCUUCAGUAUCCUGGUUGCCGCUGUUGUAACGUUGCUGCUUCGUUCGUUCGAAUUCUCUCCUGUGAGCUCGUCAUCCUGUAAGUAAAGCUGGGGAAGGAAAGCCUCCCAGGUCGGGGAAAGGAAAGAGAGGACGAAAUGGCUGAAGCCAUAACGACUACAACCACGAUUCACCUGAAUGGUUCAGCUCCCACCAAAGGUUCCAUUGUGAAUGUGGGCAGCAAACGCUAUCACAUGGGUGACACUGCACCAAUCACAACUCCAAAAGCCGCGAAUGGUACUUCUGCUCCCAAAAAAGCUGUCAAUGGCGUCAGUGCCAGCAACAAGAGCUGCUUGUGGUUCGAAGAGGAGCUCGAAGAAGAUCUGCGUUGGGUGUUUGGCGUCUCAAAAAUCUUGCACACCGGAGUUAGCGAGUUUCAAGAUAUUCAACUGGUCGAGAGCGGGCCCUUCGGAAAGGUUCUGAUUCUUGAUGGGAAGCUACAGUCAGCUGAGGCCGAUGAGUUCGUGUAUCACGAAAGCAUUAUUCAUCCAGCCAUGUUGUAUCACAAAGACCCAAAGAACGUGUUCAUCAUGGGUGGAGGAGAAGGUUCCACUGCUAGAGAGGCCCUGAGGCACAAGAGUGCCAAGAAAGUGGUCAUGUGUGAUAUUGACAAGGAAGUGGUGGAUUUCUGCCGAGAGCAUUUGUCCGUGAACUCGGAGGCCUUUAAGAGCCGUCGCCUGGAACUCGUGAUCGCCGAUGCACGUGCUGAGUUGGAAAGGCGUGAAGAAACAUUUGACAUCAUUAUCGGAGAUCUGGCCGACCCUGUCGACGGAGGUCCGUGCUAUAGAUUGUAUACUCAAUCCUUUUACGAAUCCGUUUUGAAGCCGAGACUCGCCCCAGGAGGAAUCUUGGUCACACAGGCUGGGCCAGCAGGAAUUUUAACUCACACAGAGGUGUUUACGUCCAUUUACAACACUCUUCGACAAGUGUUCAAAUAUGUUGUGCCUUAUGCAGCCCACAUCCCAUCGUACGCCGACUCUUGGGGAUGGGUGAUGGCAUCCGACCACCCAUUUCCAGCAUUCAACGACGAAGAGACCGAUUCCAGGAUCUCCAAGCGACUCACUGGAGAUUUGCAAUUUCUGGACGGUACAACGAUGAGCGCCCUCUUCGCUCUCAACAAGCACGUGAGAAAAUCGUUGGCCCAGGAGUCUCACGUGUACACAGAGGAGACUGCCCGCUUCAUUCACGGACAUGGAACCAAUGCGAAAUCCCAUUAGAAGUGCCAUCGACCCUCAAAUCCAUAGACAGAUGAGAACGUUUUUGACAGAAUUUUAUGUACUGCUCAGCAGAUAAUCCGUGCCUCCUCCCUUCCAUCUUCACCACUUCACUCUGUCAUGCUGAAGGGGCACCCCGGCGCGUGAUCCUCGCCCAUUCAGACCUCAUACAUACCCUUCAGCUCGUAGAACAGUUGUGCUAUAUCGAAUUCCGUGAGAGGAGGAUCAUCUCGACAAGCUGUACUCGGCGCACUAGUAGCAGUAAGUUAGUAAGUCAUAAAGUGCUCGAGGCUUCAAGGAGUGCCACCCGCGAACAACAGGGCCUCCACAUCCAUCGAGCACUGACAGCAGUAGUUGUAGCGGAAUUAGCGGCAACAACAGGCGAACGAGAGCUUGCCUGUUCUUUGGACAAAAGGUCACCAUCAGCUCACCACCUGGUGGAGUCCAUUGUCCACCCAAUACUAUUUUGUAUAAUAAAGC